AUGAUCCAAUCAAACGAUAUCUUGUUCAACGAGCCCGCGCUCCAGUCUCUCAAGCGCGCCCAGCUACUUGCUCUCUGCAAACGAUACAACAUCAAGCAGUCAGGAAAGAAUGAAGAGCUCGUCGGUCGGCUGCGAACUUAUGCUCAAACACUGCUAGACCAGGAACAAGACGCGAUGGCCUCUAAUAAAACCAGUAACAAUAAUGCAAAGGAUAAUUCCUCGCAGCAACCUCACGCCCGUACGAGCGACCAGUGGGAACUUGUUGAAGAGGAUAGCCGAGAAGAAGACAUGUCUAUGACGCUCGACAAGCGCUCCCGUACCCUGUCCAUGAAGUCAAUGAUGUCAAUGGGCACAGUCAAAUCACAUGUCUCGUCCAAAGACGUCAAUAUGGAUAGCGUGUCCAGCAGAGGUUCCUCCCUCAAGUCACUUGCCACUUCCUUGAAACGAGCAGGGUCCAAAAAUUCCAAAAUGUCCGUCUCGACGACAGACAGUAUCGUUCGAAAGCCAAUGUCACAUUUAUUCCCUCCAGUGCCAACAAACACGGUUACAUCGGCAAACGAGAGGGCAGAGGGGAAGUCAUUGGAAGAGGGCGCCACGCAAAAGGACGACCCUGUGGAACCCAUUGUUGAAGGAACCGUGGACGCGAGUACCCUGGACAAGAACCAGACAACGAUCCGCUUGGUGGUAUCGCCCCCACGACCAUCUGCAGACGAGCCUCGCAUCAAGGCAACCCCUAAUCUUCGUCCUUUCAGCCUAAUCUUCUCCGAUUCCAGUCCCAAGGAGAAUGCUACGACGUCGGUUCCAGAAGUAACCCUCUCGCGGCCUCGAACUCCUGAAAAGACUGUGGUGGCAGUGGCACAGGAAGAGAAUUUACUGGGAGGGUCUCCAGCUCCUUUCGUCUUUGGCUCUCCGGCGCAUGCCGUCUCCAACCUUCAGUUUAACAAUGCUGCCGCCGCCAUUCUGGAGGAGAUGAACAAACGUUUGGGACUCGAUUCAACUUCGUCUGGUGCCGCCAAGAUUAGCGAGGACGGCACUCUUAACUUUGGAGAGGUUACUCCCAGCAGGAAAGCGACUCUCACUAUGGGAACCAAGAAGGAAGAGGGUCGCUUUGGGCGUGCUCACGAAAAGGCAUUUGAAAAGAUGGAUUCCAUUGCGAAUCACUACACCAUGAAGCGUGCGGCCUCGCCCGUCAAGCCUGGUCCUCUUGCUGGCACCAAACGCAAGUCGAUGCACGUCGUUGAGAACGCUCGUCCCAAUGGCACAAAAGUCAUCUGUCUCGAUGAUCCCAAGGACCAAGCAGUUGGUCUUCCUGCUCCAAAGCGUCAAAAGGUCGACGGCGCCGACCUCGUCAAGAAAUCAGGCGAGGUUGCGUUCCCUACCAAGCCAAUGGCAAAGGAGGAGGUGAAGAAGAAGCAGGAACGUCGCAGGAGCUCGAAGGGGCGUGGUAGCCUUGGAGGAUCUACAUCAAGACGUCGUUCUAUUGCGGGUGCCAAAGCAGCGCCGACUAGUCGAUUUGGAAUGCUCCGAACUGGCGCAGCAAAGGUCGUCAAGAGCCUAGUCUCAUCAGUGGUCAAUGGAUCAUCCACAGCAACGACUAGUAAGACGAUUGCAGCCAGUAAAGCGACUGUACCUCCAGCUGCACCGCCCAAACCGGCUGCAAAGACUAAAGAAACGGUGCCAACUGUUCAGAGAGCCCCAUCCCGACAAGCCCCUUCUCGAAUGUCCACCGCUUCAAGUGCACGGCCAUCGACCAUUGCGCCACGGGCGAGUGCUACUCGCAGUGAGGAAAAGGCUUCCACGACUACGCGCUCGACUGGACCGCCUCUUCCGAUCAAGGAUGUUCGCCGUCCGACAUUGACAAGAGUCUCGACCGCGGGGGUCCAGAGAGGAGGCUUGCCUUCUUUCCAGGCAACAACAGGAUCCUCGCGCACCUCUAUCUCCAAGAAGACAAAUGUCGAGCCAGCCAAGGCAACCACCUCUGCCAGACAGAGUGUGGCGGAGCCUUCGAAUGUCGAACACGUUAAACCAGCGCGGAGGACGUCGAAGAUAAAUACCGACUCGAUCAAAUCCAAAGCCGAGGUCCCCGUCGCUGAUGAAGAGAGGCCAUCAAGGUCAGUGACACGAAGAAAUCCCGACUUUGAGCCGGGAAUGGGUGAUGGAGAACGGUCGCGCUCUUGCUCGCCACUUCCUGCUCCUCCUGCAUCCCUGUCUUCACGACCACUGAAUCGAAGGAUAGCCGCCGAUUCGACGGAGGCAAAUGCUCCAUCCGCUACCGAGGAGGGCAAAGGUAGCCUUGGCCGCAAACCACGCAUCUCGCGGUCAAAGGUGAUUGCCAAAGUGCACGAGUCGCGUCAAGCGCAAAAGACGAGCGUGAUUACGCCGCUGAAGAGUGCAAAUGUGUCGAACGUUGCAAAAGCAAGGAAGAGCGCAGGCUUGAGUGCCAAGGCCAAGUUGAUGGGCACGGAUGGAGCGCGAGGACGAGCGAGUGCGGUCGCGGCUUCUGCAGAGACUGCGAUGCGCAAGGCUCGAGUGAGCCAGGCGGCAGAGGCGCGUCGGCGUACGAUGGCGAAGGCAUAA
Molecule: messenger RNA, 2577 nt
Organism: Serendipita indica DSM 11827
Lineage: Eukaryota; Fungi; Basidiomycota; Agaricomycetes; Sebacinales; Serendipitaceae
Source: the annotation of a GenBank genome assembly